AGGCUGGGGUUGUUCUAGUUUUCCCUUUUUCUAUUUUAAAGUUGGGAUUUUGAGAGGGGGAAUUGAAAAUGGGAAAAGGAAAGAAGGGGGAGGAGGAGAUAAUGGAAGGGAUUGCAUCCAUUGCUCUUCUUCCCAGUGGAUCUAUCUCUGGACACUUCAUCAAGCUUCCUGAAUCUUGUUGCUAUGGUCUCCAUGGAACUGAAUUGGAUUGUGAAAGGGAGUGUAGUAGAGGUGAAGAUUAUCGGUUAAUCAAGCUCUCAAUUAUCGACUAUGCAAGCAAGAGAGAGCGAACGGUUGUAGUCGAAUGCAGAGGACACGAUGCUGCUCGGUUUCAAAACAUCGAUCAUGCCCACGGCUGGGAAGCAGAUGUUGUAGGCACUGUUGAACAGAAGCAUGAGAAACAAAAGGUUUCAGUUUCAUUCGAGUGUGAAACUUUGAAGGCCGAAGACGUUGCUGAAGAACACAUCAGAAAGUAUAUGCCCAACCUCACAGGACUUGAUGCUGUUGUUAAUGUCGGUCCAAUGAAGAUUUCCGGCCUCAGCUUUGAAGCUGAUGCAGAUCAAGAAGAAACUGAAGAUACUUGAGAUAAAAUUGCAGACUUCUCUGACUGGAAAAACAAUCUGCAUCCUACUUUGUUAUUAGUUGUUUCACUUGUAAUAGUUUCAUGUCAUUACAGGCUUCCAAUAAUAUGAAAUAGCAUUUGUGUUUAA
Molecule: messenger RNA, 710 nt
Organism: Dioscorea cayenensis subsp. rotundata (Guinea yam)
Lineage: Eukaryota; Viridiplantae; Streptophyta; Magnoliopsida; Dioscoreales; Dioscoreaceae
Exons: 5
Coding region: 69-584 (171 amino acids)
Source: RefSeq, a predicted model, not a curated record